This is a messenger RNA of Dermacentor silvarum, 367 nucleotides long. Its product is annotated as LYR motif-containing protein 2-like. Gene Ontology annotation, cellular component: mitochondrion. The record is from RefSeq and is a predicted model, not a curated record. Lineage: Eukaryota; Metazoa; Arthropoda; Arachnida; Ixodida; Ixodidae. The coding region runs from base 29 to 313 and encodes 94 amino acids. The transcript has 3 exons.
GCCAUAUGAAGAGGACAGGCAUUGAGGUAUGAUAAAGACCAAGAUGGCAGCCUCCUUCAGUACGAAUACUCCGAAUGUGAUGACGCUAAAGAGAUUCAUGCUGAGGCAGGAAGUUCUGAAACUGUAUCGGGACACUCUGCGAGCGAUACGCGCUGUUGGCGACGAGCGGCAAAGAAAGGAGCUGCAGACUUGGGCGAGACACGAUUUUGACAGCAACAAGCACGUUACAGAGGAGGAUGCAAUCAAGAUGCACAUCGCCCGAGGAAAACUGGCACUCAAGGAACUUCAGUCAUCGGUACAUCUUUCGAAGUAGCUGCUUCUCACCUAUAUCUAUCGCACCUAUAUCUCAAUAAAAGUUAUUUUUUCC